UGCUGGGGGCGGGGCUGAGGGUCGCGGGCCGAUGACGCGCAGGCGGAGCCGCUACUUCCUGGAUCCGCCGGCCGGGGCCGCUACCGCACCCUGCGCCCGAGCCGGGAACCUCGGGCCGCCGCCAUGUCCCACCAGACCGGCAUCCAAGCAAGUGAAGAUGUUAAAGAGAUCUUUGCCAGAGCCAGAAACGGGAAAUACAGACUUCUGAAAAUAUCUAUUGAAAAUGAGCAACUGGUGGUUGGGUCCUGUAGUCCGCCUUCAAGUUCCUGGGAACAGGAUUACGAUUCCUUUGUCUUGCCCCUGCUGGAGGACAAGCAACCUUGCUAUGUAUUAUUCAGGUUAGAUUCUCAGAAUGCCCAGGGAUAUGAGUGGAUAUUCAUUGCAUGGUCUCCAGAUCAUUCUCAUGUUCGUCAAAAAAUGCUGUAUGCGGCAACAAGAGCAACUCUGAAAAAAGAAUUUGGAGGUGGCCACAUUAAAGAUGAAGUGUUUGGAACAGUAAAGGAGGACGUAUCAUUACAUGGAUAUAAAAAGUAUUUGCUGUCCCAGUCUUCCCCUGCCCCACUGACCGCAGCUGAAGAAGAAUUACGGCAGAUUAAAAUCAACGAGGUACAAACUGACGUGAGUGUGGACACAAAGCAUCAGACACUACAAGGAGUAGCAUUUCCUAUUUCUCGAGACGCCUUCCAGGCUUUGGAGAAACUGAGUAACAAACAGCUCAACUAUGUGCAGUUGGAAAUAGAUAUAAAAAAUGAAACAAUAAUUUUGGCCAACACAGAAAAUACAGAACUAAGAGAUUUGCCAAAGAGGAUUCCCAAGGAUUCAGCACGUUACCAUUUCUUUCUGUAUAAGCAUUCCCAUGAAGGAGACUACUUAGAGUCCGUAGUUUUUAUUUAUUCGAUGCCUGGGUACACGUGCAGCAUAAGAGAGCGGAUGCUGUAUUCCAGCUGCAAGAGCCCUCUGCUUGAGAUUGUAGAGCGGCAGCUACAGAUGGAUGUGGUCAGAAAGAUUGAGAUAGACAAUGGAGAGGAACUGACUGCAGAUUUCCUUUACGAUGAAGUCCAUCCCAAGCAGCAUGCACAUAAACAGAGUUUUGCUAAACCAAAAGGUCCCGCGGGGAAGAGAGGGAUCCGAAGAUUGAUUAGGGGUCCGGCGGAAGCGGAAGCGACUACUGAUUAAAAUUGUCUUAUUAAAUGUUGCAAUAUAGUUUUGUAAAAUUUCCAGCUUUUAGUACAAGGAGAACUGAAAUCAUUCCAUGUUGAUAUAGUUGGGAGGAAAAUUGUACUUUUUGAAAACUAGCACUUUUCACUUCUAUGUAUUUUUUAAAUUAAUGCUAUAGAAGACUCAUGAUUUUUAUUUUUUAGUUAAAACUAGACAAGGUUUCAACAUAGUAAUGUUUGGUUUUGUCACACUGUUUCCAUAGCGUGUUGAUUCCACACUUCCACAUAAUCGUCAAUAUGUUACAUAGGUGGGCCAGUUCCACAAAGCAUAAGGACUUGCUCUUUAGAACUUUGUAGUGAGGUCUAAGUUUCCCUAUAAAGGGAAGCGGACCGACCCUGAGAUACUAGCACUUUUUGAGUAUGUUUAGGAGCCUGGGAGGAGGCAGCCAGCUGCUUGCUGUGCGCAUGCUCAGGUGUGGCUGACUGCCGCGGUGGAGACUGGCGGUACUGCAGCAUGGCUUCCUGUCCCAUCUCCAUUGUAGUAGCAUCAGAUCUCAGAAACAGUUCACACUGAAGCGCUAAGGUCCCAGAUAGCACAGGCUCCCUCCUGGCACUGGAAGACUCCCGUCUAGUAAGAUCUUUGCAUAGCUUUUGCACUGUCAGUUUCCAAAGUCACUCCAUAAGGACUGAAGCCAGAUGUUCAUGUGAGAUCGAAAGUCAAGUAUCACUCAAAAAGAAACUAAAGAAAAAUGUUUGAAGUUUAAAGAUUUUGUUUUUGUUUUGUUUGUUUUUUGGGGGGGGUGGUUUUGUUUUUCUCUUUGAAACCAUGUAUCUUAAAGCAAAUUGUCAUAUUGCUUUGGAGCAAGUAUUCAGAUCUAAAAUUAUUGAUUUCUAGUACUUAGUAGGCUAACACAGAUAAUACUUAGCCUAACGAUCUUGUUUCAGUUAAUAAUGUCUCUCAGAACAUGGGUUUUCUGAAGCUUUGUAUUUUCAGUUACAACCUAGAGAGUUUUGAGCCUCAAGAGUUCUUUGUUACUUGAAGUAGAGGGAGUUAGAACACUUGGUAUCUAAUCUGCUAAACCUGCUGCAGAGCCAUAACUGAGAAGUUGUGAAGUGGACUGUCGUGUCCAGGAUUUGGAAGUCCUUCACCUGAACUUCAUGCUGCACAAAAUGAUGUCAGUAAUGUACAUUUCAUGAUAUGAAAUAUGAAGCACCCAUUGCAGAGCCUUAUUACCUGAGGUAAUACACGCGCCUUUCAGAAAUCAGUGUGUAUUCACGUAGAUGAUAAGAGGAAUUAUAGGCUGAUGGAAAAUUUUAAAAAUAGAUUUGAGUAUUGUGUGUUUUGUUUGUUUACAAAUACAUAGACUUUACUACUUACAUAUGCAGGACAGUUGACAGUGAUGUCUCACUUGUUUACGAGAGGUAAACUUUUUAGUUGUACGUGUGUACAGUCGUCACACGUGCCAUCAAGUGCUGCAGUGAGAGUCCUGGAGCUGUGUCUAGACCAUCACCAGAGCUGCCAUUUCAAGCAGAGGGAGUACUACAUGUCGUGGAUCCAGAACCAGUGGGGACCGUUCUGAAGCACCGUGUGCAAUUAUGCUCUGAAGCCUAUUACACUACAUCAAAGUCUGCACAUUCCAGAAUAUAGAUGUGAUCUUGUAACCUGACUAAUAAUUAAACCAAUGAUUGCUGAGAAUCACAUAUGCAUCUGUUUUAGGGUAUAACUCAUUGUUUACACUUUGUUUUAGGUGACAAUAGAUGUGAGUAACAUUCCCAAUAAAUUUAUAUAGCAGUGAAAAAUUACAUGUCUUCUGUGGACAUUUUAUAAGUGCAUUUUAUAUCAAUAAAAAUUUUCUCUUUGAGUUGUG
Molecule: messenger RNA, 3025 nt
Organism: Mastomys coucha (southern multimammate mouse)
Lineage: Eukaryota; Metazoa; Chordata; Mammalia; Rodentia; Muridae
Gene: Twf1
Product: twinfilin actin binding protein 1
Exons: 9
Coding region: 124-1176 (350 amino acids)
Biological process (GO): barbed-end actin filament capping; actin filament depolymerization; regulation of lamellipodium assembly
Cellular component (GO): cytoplasm; myofibril; actin filament
Molecular function (GO): actin monomer binding; actin filament binding
Source: RefSeq, a predicted model, not a curated record